AUGCAGCCACCAUUGAAGAAUGAGUCCAGGGUCUUAGUAUUUACACUCUCUGGUCUGAAUGAAACAAUGGAAAACAGAUAUUUCUUGUUGUCUUUAACCGCACUGUAUUAUCCUCUGAUUGUCUUGUGUAAUGUAACUGUAAUUUUCACUAUAAUCUGCCAUAAGAAGCUUCAUGAGCCAAUGUAUCUGUUUAUAUGUAGUCUCUGUGUAAAUGGACUUUAUGGAACUUCUGGAUUCUACCCUAAAUUCAUGUAUGAUUUGUUAGCCCAUGAUCAUGUGAUUUCGUAUGCUGGAUGUUUGGUUCAGAUAUUUAUCAUUUAUUCAUCUCUUCUAUGUGACUUUUCAACAUUAACAGUGAUGGCAUAUGACAGGUAUGUGGCAAUAUGUAGGCCACUGGAGUAUCAUUCAGUAAUGACCAGUCAGAGGGUUCUUGAAUGUAUUCUUUUCUGCUGGAUUUCUCCAUUUUUUUGCAUGUCUCUUCUGAUUACAUUAACAUCAAGACUAACCUUAUGUGGCUCUAGUAUUGAAAAGCUAUAUUGUGAAAAUUGGUCAAUUGUUAAACUUUCCUGUUUUUCUACAACAGUAAACAAUGUGAUUGGGUUUUUAAUCAUUAUUAUAUAUUUUGGACAUGCAGUAUUAGUAUUUUGCUCAUACAUUUACUUACUUAGAAAGUGCAGGAAGUCAAUAGAGGGCAGAAACAAAUUCAUACAAACAUGUGUACCACAUCUGCUUGCACUGAUCAAUGUGACAACUGCAUUUAUGUUUGAUGUAAUGUUCACUCGUUAUGGUUCAAGGGAUGUGCCUCAAAGUCUGCGUAAUUUCAUGGCUCUGGAAUUCAUUCUAAUACCACCCAUUUUAAAUCCACUUAUUUAUGGACUAAAUCUGACAACAAUACGGCAACAAGUUAUGAGACUGAUUUUCAAGAAAAAAAUGGGAAUAUCUGAGUGA
This is a messenger RNA of Sinocyclocheilus grahami, 948 nucleotides long. RefSeq names its product olfactory receptor 6N1-like. The transcript has a single exon. Gene Ontology annotation, biological process: G protein-coupled receptor signaling pathway; detection of chemical stimulus involved in sensory perception of smell. Bases 1 to 948 code for a protein of 315 amino acids. Gene Ontology annotation, cellular component: membrane. The record is from RefSeq and is a predicted model, not a curated record. Lineage: Eukaryota; Metazoa; Chordata; Actinopteri; Cypriniformes; Cyprinidae. Gene Ontology annotation, molecular function: olfactory receptor activity; odorant binding; G protein-coupled receptor activity.